AUUUGCUAGUGGGCCCAGAGAAAGCUCUGCAUUCUCUCUACUGUCUCAAUCAGCUACGAGCAGACUGGCACUCGGAUAUCUUGGCAUCGAACCAACUGAGGAGCAGCAACAAAGCCUCCGGCAGCAGCUUCAAGUGGACUCCAAGGGAACAGUGGCCUAUGGAGACUUUGUCCAGGCUGCCAGAGACUUGUUCCGAUUGCAGCUUGGUGAGACUGCAGCAGGAGCAGGAGCCAGCAUGUUUGCUUCCAGUGAAGAGGCCACCCUGACUGAGACAACCCAUUCCACACAGAUUACAUCGUCCAGUUCAGUGGAUACAGAAGAUUUGGAAAGAGUCACCCAAGAAAGGAAUGAGGCAUUAAAAGAGCUAAAGAAAGUGAAGGAUGAAAUGGUGGAAUCUGAGAAAAGCAGAAAACAAUUGACUGAUGAGCUGCAGAAAGUUAAACAGGAAGCUAAGAGUGCAGUCGAGGAGUGCCGUGCUCUGCGGAAUCGAAUCCAGCUGGCUGAGGCAGCCCAUCGGCAGGCACAGGGCAUGGAGAUGGACUACGAGGAGGUGGUUCAGCUGCUGGAGGCUGAGAUUACAGAGCUCAAAGCUCAACUGGCAGAUCAGCAAGGGCAGACCAAGGCAAGGCACAGAGUCACCCCUUGUUACUGUAGCAACACCAUGGUCAUCGGGCCAUGUUCUGGAUAUGUUUGUUUUUACCCAUCCCUGCAAAGUAGGUCAGAGCCUGUCAGCGUAUGA
Chiloscyllium plagiosum (whitespotted bambooshark) is the source of this 739-nucleotide messenger RNA. Lineage: Eukaryota; Metazoa; Chordata; Chondrichthyes; Orectolobiformes; Hemiscylliidae. The record is from RefSeq and is a predicted model, not a curated record.